UAGCGAAUUGUUGUCUGUAAAAUGUCUUCUACUUCCAAUAAAAAAAAGGUUUCGCGGCCAGCUGAAAAAAAAGGUACACCAACAAUACGCAUCGCACGCGUGAUGAUAAGUUAUCGCUUGCUCAAGGCACAGAUAAUGGAGCUGAUCACGGCAAAUCCAGGAGGAAUGACGAUAAUUAGCCUACUACCGCUCUAUAGGGAGCGUUUCAAACUGGACUUACGUUUCCCUCUCUUUGGGCACCUGAACCUGUUAAAUCUGCUCUUCGACAUGAAAGAGCACGUGGUCCUCACUUUACUUGAGGACGGCUCAUGGUUCGUGCACCUGCGCGGCGCCGAGCCCGAGUUCCCUCCGGCUCCCAUCCCUCGCCCCGUGCGCGCCAGCACGCCAGUCACAGAGGAGGACGCGCUGCCCUACAUCCCCUAUGGCAAGGACGUGUUCCCCGAGGACUGCAUGCAGCUGAUGGAAGUCAUCCCGGAGUCGUCACUGGGGGAUAUACAGCCCGGCGACGUGCUGGAGACUAGGGUAGGAGAGGUGUACUCACCCUCGCACUUCUGGUUAUUGCGCGUCGGCGAGGAGUACCACACUGCCUUGGAGAACAUCAUGGAUGAGAUGACGCGCUACUACGACGUCGAGGGUCGCUCACGCAUCCUGGCGGUCGGCGCCAUGCGCGUGGGGCACUACUGCAGCGCGCCAUACGACCGUCGCUGGCACCGCGCGGUCAUCGUUCAGCUCAUUGACAGCGACACUGCUAAGGUGCGGUACGUGGACUACGGCACGGUGGAGUCGCUGCCGCGCCGCGAGCUGCGGCCGCUGCGGCGCGAGUGGGCGCAGCUGCCGGCGCAGGCGCUGCGGGCGCGGCUGGCUGGCGUGCGUCCCUGCGCCGACGCUACCCGAUGGCCGUUCGCUUCCUCCGCGCACUUCUUCAAACUCGUGUCCGACAUACAGCUCGUCGCUACCGUCGUCUCAGUCAACACCGAGGAGGAGGUGAUCGAGACGAUGAUGCUGGACACGUCGACGCCGGUGGACGUCUGCGUCAGCGACGCACUGGUCAAAGCCGGCCACGCCGACGCAAGGCGCGACAGUGUUCUGGGGACGGAGCCGUACCUACUCCCGACGUUCGAGGCACUUGAGAGCGGCGCCACGCUAAGCCUGAAGGAAAUAGAGUUUAAUCUGAGCAACGGCGUCGCACUUCAGAAGCUCCCUGCCUAUGUGGAGCACGUCAUUGAGCCCAUCAAGCGCGCCACGACCACCAAGGACGAAGCAUCCGGCCUGACCAGAGACUCUGCUUCAGAGCCAUCCACGCCAGGUCAGCUGCUACUGGCGGCGCUCCAGGGGGGUGCGAGCUCGUCGUCAUCCCUCAACGCAGAGCCCCGGUCGCACUCGUCGUCGACACCGCUCGGGGAGAGGCCAUUAAGCUCCUCGGCGUCGGUCGCGUCGGUCGAGUCGGUCGAUUCGGAUGUAGCAGCACUGACUCUGGCGGAGCGCGACACCUAUAACUCGCUGUUCCGAGAGGACCCGGUAGCCGCUCACUGGUACAAGGCUGGCGCGCUGGGCCGCGCCAUGCACCCCGAGUAAGGAACCAAACCACCGCUAACGUCACAAUCGCUGUCACUCCUCACCGAUCCCCUCGAAAUACAGAGUUACAGAGUUGUAACCUAAAUGCUACCAGCUACCAUUAGUUGCUACCCUCAUAGUUUUGAAGAUAUUCAGCAGUUGACAGCAAUUCUGACAUCAGGAUGGCUGUUUCUUUUCCCAGUGUGAAGAAACGGUGCAAAAGUAUUGAGGUUUUUUUUCACCCAGAGCUGCUACCUAAUUGCUACCCUAUUUUUAUCGAUGAAGUCCAAUUCUGGAGGAUAGCAAUUAAGCAGCAACUAUUGGUGAAAAAAAAACUCAACACUUUUGCACCGUUUCUUCACACUGGAAAAAGUUACCGCCAUCCUGAUAUCAGAAUGGCUGUCACUUUAGAUGCUGAAUAUCUUCAAAACCACGAGGGUAGCAAAUAAUGGUAGCUAAUAGCAAUUAGGUAGCAACUCUCUAUACGUAUUUCGAGGGGAUCGGUGAGGAGUGACAGCCAUAACCUUGUUUUGGUUGGUUUUACACUUUAUUUUCCAAAUGUCAUGAGAAAAAAGAAACAGAGUAUAGAAACAGCUAAGUAUACGCGGGUUUAAAAUCGUUGGAGAGCUGUUUUUUUCCAGGACUAGGUUUUGCUAGGUAGAGGUAACUCAGUAGGUAUUUGCCUCGAAAUAAAAAGUUACUUAUAUAUAAUGUAAUUAUAAUUCAAGGAGUUAUGUUUACUUAAAUCUUUCAAGAAGGUGUACGUUUGUUUUUCUAUUUUUUUAAAAGAUUUUUUAUAUUUUUACGCUACGAGCAGGAAGGUUUAUGUUUUUUUUUGUUUUGUUCAUUUUGUUAAAACAUGAAAUAAAUAACUACAACAUAAAUAAAUUCUUUUAUUUCUGAACCAACAUCUUCAU
This is a messenger RNA of Helicoverpa zea (corn earworm), 2471 nucleotides long. RefSeq lists its product as uncharacterized. The transcript has 8 exons. NCBI's taxonomy places the organism in Eukaryota, Metazoa, Arthropoda, Insecta, Lepidoptera, Noctuidae. The coding region runs from base 22 to 1575 and encodes 517 amino acids. The record is from RefSeq and is a predicted model, not a curated record.